AUGCGUCUUUUCCUCCACACUGCUACCCUCCUCGGCUCAGCUUUGCUGGUUGCUGCCGACACGACGACGACGAUCAACGCAAAGUCGAACUACGGUAGCUGGGAUGGGUGGGGGACAUCGCUGGCCUGGUGGGCCAAGGCUUUUGGAACGCAAACAGCACUUGCUGACAUCUUCUUCACCCGCAAUACUGUCUCAUUCAACGGGUACACCCUCCCUGGACUGGGACUCAACAUUAUCCGCUACAACGCGGGCGCAUCGAGCAGUAACGCGGACCCAAAUGGAGACAAAAUGAUAGUCUCUCCCAAUAUCAAGGCGUCGCGGCAGAUCGAUGCAUAUUGGGUCGACUGGACCAGCACCAGUCCGAAUACCUCCAGUUGGAUAUGGAACGUCGAUGCGAACCAGCGGAACAUGAUGAGUCUCGCCGUAGCCCGCGGCGCGAACCUCGUCGAGCUGUUUUCUAACUCCCCGGUCUGGUGGAUGUGCUACAACCUCAACCCAUCUGGUUCGACGAGCGGUUCAUCAGACAACCUGGAGUCGUGGAACUACGACCAGCACGCCAUAUACCUCGCCAACAUUGCGCAGUAUGCCCAGCAGCACUGGGGUAUAACCUUCACCUCCGUCGAGGCGUUCAAUGAGCCCUCUGCGACAUACUGGGUCGGCCCCACCGGGACGCAGGAAGGCUGUCAUUUCGAUGUGAGCACGAUGUCAACCGUCAUCGGCUACCUGCGCAACGAACUCAACUCGCGCGGCCUUUCCAACAUCAUCGUCUCUGCUUCUGACGAGGAAACUUACGACCUUGCGACAUCCACCCUCAACGGCCUCACCAGCACCGCCGUCUCCCAAAUCGCACGCGUAAACGUCCAUGGCUAUCAGUACGGCGGCGGGCGUCGCGACACCCUGUACUCCGCCGUGACCGCCAAGGGCAAAAAGCUAUGGAACUCAGAGUACGGUGAAUCCGACGCAACCGGCGCCUCCCUCGCAAGCAACUUGCUCCUGGACUUCGUGUGGCUCCACCCGACUGCAUGGGUGUAUUGGCAGGUCCUCGACGUGUCUGGCUGGGGCCUCAUCACAGCAAACAACGACGCCAAGACGGUCGGCGCGCCAUCUCAGAAAUACUUCGUCCUUGCGCAAUUCACCCGGCACAUCCGGCCCGGCAUGCGCAUCCUCGACGCUGGGGCCUCCAACGCUGUUGCGGCGUACGACGCGAGUGCGCGUAAGCUGGUCAUCGUCGCAGUCAACACUGCCGCCGCACAAUACCUUAAUUUCGAUUUGAGUGGGUUUAGCACGCCGAGCACGAAUGGUUCGCUGGUGCAGCGGUGGGCUACUCAGAUCGGCAGCGGGGGAAUGCAAUACCAGACAUUCAACGAUACUUUUAUGAGCGGCACCAAGUUUUGGAGUCGGUUUGAUCAGAAUGUUAUCAUGUCCUUUGAAGUGUCAAAUGUGGUUGUUUAG
Molecule: messenger RNA, 1452 nt
Organism: Mycena indigotica
Lineage: Eukaryota; Fungi; Basidiomycota; Agaricomycetes; Agaricales; Mycenaceae
Product: Glycoside hydrolase family 30 protein
Exons: 1
Coding region: 1-1452 (483 amino acids)
Molecular function (GO): hydrolase activity, hydrolyzing O-glycosyl compounds
Source: RefSeq, a predicted model, not a curated record